This is a messenger RNA of Pistacia vera, 1041 nucleotides long. Its product is annotated as glutathione S-transferase L3-like. Lineage: Eukaryota; Viridiplantae; Streptophyta; Magnoliopsida; Sapindales; Anacardiaceae. Gene Ontology annotation, molecular function: glutathione transferase activity. The transcript is spliced from 10 exons. The record is from RefSeq and is a predicted model, not a curated record. The coding region runs from base 71 to 859 and encodes 262 amino acids.
GCUCGCGAUUUCACAGGAUCUAACUUUACUUAAAAAUCUCCUAUAUAAACCCCCGCGCACAUAGCUCAUUAUGCACAUAGACCUCUUUCAGUAUCAAAUUAGCUCUAAAAACUCGAAAGCUUCCGAACAGUCAAGAGACUUAACCAAAAUGGCUACCGCUGUGCAAGAAAAUCUUCCUCCAGUUCUGGACUCUAAGGCCGAGCAGCCACCUCUCUUUGAUGGAACUAUCAGGCUGUAUACUUGUUACACGUGUCCAUUUGCUCAACGAGUGUGGAUCACCAGAAACUAUAAGGGAUUACAAGACAAGAUUAAGUUAGUUCCAUUAAACCUUCAAGACAGGCCUGCUUGGUAUGCAGAGAAAGUUUACCAUGUUAACAAGGUUCCAGCACUGGAGCACAACGGCAAAAUCAUUGGAGAGAGUAUUGACUUGAUUAAAUAUGUUGACAGCAACUUUGAAGGACCUUCUCUUUUCCCUGAUGAUCCUGAAAAAAAGAAGUUUGGUGAAGAAUUGUUAUCCUACACUGAUACAUUCAACAGGGAUGUGUAUACUUCAUUCAAAGGAGACCCUGUAAAACAAGCUGGUGCCGCUUUCGAUUACUUGGAAAAUGCUCUUAAGAAAUUUGAUGAUGGCCCAUUCUUCCUUGGUCAGUUUAGUUUGGCGGACAUAGCCUAUAUUCCAUUUGUUGAAAGGUUCCAGAUCUUCUUAUCAGAAGUAUACAAGUAUGACAUUACAGAGGGUAGGCCAAAACUAGCAUCAUGGAUCGAGGAGCUGAACAAGAUUGAUGCCUUCAAGCAGACAAAAACAGAUCCAAAAGAGCUGGUGGAAUUUUACAAGAAGCACUUCCAGGCCCAACAGUAAUUUGCCACCAGUUAGACUAUGCUAAAUAAGUUGGUGUGUUAUGAGUUUCUUAUAAUAAAAGCUAUUUAUGCCAUAGAUAAUGUGCGAAUGUCAGCGAUGUGUUGAAUUUGAAUUUGUUUCUUCAGUUUGUAUGUUAUGCUUACAUAAAUAAAAUUGAACUCUCUUAUUGUGUUCAUCUUUUA